CCUUCCUUCCCCAGGUCCUCAACCCCCCUGUCGAAUGGUCUACAGCAGCUACCUUGGCUCUCUGGAUGUGGCCAGCCAGCCUCCCGCUCACAUGGACUCCGGCAGCACUGGGGGGCGGGGAGCAGAGAGACUGGGGUGCACCUUUGCCUUUAAAGCCAGCAGGCAGUAUGCCGCCUUGGCCGACGUCCCUAAGGCCGUCAGGAUCAGCCACCGAGAAGCCUUCCAGGUGGAGAGAAGGCGGUUGGAGCGUAGGACUCGGGCCCGGAGCCCUGGCAGGGAAGAGGUGGCCCGUCUGUUUGGCAACGAGAGGAGGAGGUCUCAGGUAAUUGAGAAAUUUGAAGCCUUGGACAUUGAGAAGGCAGAGCACAUGGAGACCAAUUUGUCAGCCGGGCCCUCACCUUCAAGUGACACUCGCCAGGGCCGUAGUGAGAAGAGGGCAUUCCCCAGGAAGCGGGACCUCCCCAGUGAAGCCCCCACGGCUCCUCUCCCGGACACCUCAGCCUCCCCCUUGUCUCCACACCGAAGAGCCAAGUCACUGGACAGGAGGUCCAUGGAGUCCUCCCUGACGCCUGAUCUGCUGAAUUUCAAGAAAGGCUGGCUGACCAAGCAAUAUGAGGAUGGCCAGUGGAAGAAACACUGGUUUGUCCUUGCUGAUCAAAGCCUAAGAUACUACAGGGAUUCAGUGGCCGAGGAGGCGGCUGACUUGGAUGGGGAAAUUGACUUGUCUACAUGUUAUGAUGUCACGGAGUAUCCAGUCCAGAGAAAUUAUGGCUUUCAGAUACAUACGAAGGAGGGUGAGUUCACCCUCUCUGCUAUGACGUCUGGAAUCCGGCGGAAUUGGAUCCAGACCAUCAUGAAGCACGUCCAUCCGACCUCUGCCCCGGAUGUGACAAGCUCAUUGCCGGAAGAGAAAAACCGAAACAGCUCCUCCUUGGAGACCUGCUCAAGGCCGAGUGAGAAGCAAGAGGCGGGGCCCAGGGAGCCAGACCCUGAGCAGAAGAGGAGCCGUGCUCGGGAGCGGAGACGGGAGGGGCGCUCCAAGACCUUCGACUGGGCUGAGUUCCGACCCCUGCAGCAGGCCCUGGCUCAGGAGAGGGCCAGUGUCACAGGGCCACCCAACACCCUCCCUGAGGCAGAGCCAGGAGAGCUGGAGCGGGAGCGUGCGCGGAGGCGGGAAGAGCGCCGCAAGCGCUUUGGGAUGCUUGACACUGUGGACGGGCCAGCCGCUGAUGACGCGGCCUUGCGGAUGGAAGUUGAUAGGAGCCCGGGGCUGCCUGUGACUCCCGACCUCAAGACACAGAACGUCCAUGUAGAGAUCGAGCAGCGGUGGCAUCAGGUGGAGACCACCCCUCUCCGGGAAGAAAAGCAGGUGCCCAUUGCUCCUCUACACCUGUCCUCUUCUGAGGACAGAAGUGACCGGCUCUCCACUAAUGAGCUGACCUCUCUGCUGGAGAAGGAGUUGGAGCAGAGCCAGAAGGAGGCCUCGGACCUUUUGGAGCAGAACCGGCUCCUACAGGACCAGCUGAGGGUGGCUCUGGGCCGGGAGCAGAGUGCCCGGGAGGGCUAUGUGCUGCAGACUGAAGUGGCCACCUCCCCAUCUGGUGCCUGGCAGAGGCUCCACAGAGUCAAUCAAGAUCUGCAAAGGGAGCUGGAGGUCCAGUGCCGGCGCCAGGGGCUGACCACGCAGCAGACCCAGGCCCUGAAGCGCAGCUACGGGGAGGCCAAGGAUGCAGUCCGGCACCACGAAGCCGAGAUCCACAGCCUCCAGGCGAGGCUCAGCAAUGCUGCUGCUGAGCUCACCAUCAAGGAACAGGCACUGGCCAAGCUCAAGGGUGAACUGAAACUGGAGAAGGACAAGGUCCGUGAGCAUUUGGAGGAAUGGCAGCACAGCAGGGCUGCCCUCAGUGGUCAGCUCCAGGCCAGUGAGCAGAAGCUCAAGAGCGCGGAGGCCCUGUUGCUGGAGAAGACACAGGAGCUGCGGGACCUGGAGACGCAGCAGGCGCUGCAGAGGGACCGGCAGAAGGAGGUGCAAAGGCUCCAGGAGCGCAUCGCUGACCUCAGUCAGCAGCUCAGUGCUAGUGAGCAGGCCCAGAGGCUGAUGGAGGAGAAGCUGCAGAGAAACUACGAACUGCUACUAGAGAGCUGUGAGAAGGAAAAGCAGGUGCUACUGCAGAACCUGAAGGAGGUAGAGGACAAGGCCAGCGCCUAUGAGGACCAGCUCCAGGACCACGAGCAGCAGAUGGAGGUCCUCCAGAAGGAGAAGCUGAGUGCCAAGUUUGAGGGCAGCAAGGUAGUGCACCAGCUGGAGGAGCAACUGGAGAUGAAGGAGGCCAGCAUUCAGAAGCUGGCCGAGCAUGUCCAAAGCCUCAGAGAUGAGCGGGAUCUGAUCAAGCAGCGGUUCCAGGAGCUGAUGGAGCGCAUCACCCUGUCUGAUGGGGAUGUUGCUGAGCUUCAGGAAAAGCUAAGGGGAAGAGAGGCAGACUACCAGAGCCUGGAGCACUCCUAUAGGAGAGUGGCCCACCAGCUCCAGGGCAUGCACACACUGCUGAGAGAAAAGGAGGAAGAGCUGAAGCACAUCAAGGAAGUACAUGAGAGAGCUCUGGGGAAGAAAGAUCAGGACCUCAGUGAGGCUUUGGUUAAAAUGGUUGCCUUGGGGAGCAGCUUAGAGGAAACAGAAAUGAAGCUCCAGACAAAGGAAGAGAUUUUAAGGAAAUUGACAAAGGCGUCCCCAGAGGAAACGGAGGAGCCGCCGAGCUCCCCAGAAGCAACAGAGGGUGGCCUUGCACUUCCAGGCCCACAACUCCAAGCCUCAGGCACAUCUCCAGGCUUCCCACAACCAAGGCCCGAGGAAGAAGACCCAGGGGCUGCCCUUAGGGAUAAGCAUGGGCACAGCAGCCCUAGGAGAGAAGCACACAUGAUGCCCCUAAAGUCAGAAGUGCCUGACAAGGAGGGGUUUUCGAAGAACACAGCAAAAUUUGAGCAGGGGGUACCCAGCGUUAAAAGGCAAAGAAUCCGGUUCUCCACGAUCCAGUGUCAGAAAUACGCCCACCCUGAUGGGUCCGAGAAGAACUGGACCAGUAGCACAUCUUCCGAUACCAGUCAGGACCGGUCACCCUCGGAGGAAAGCAUGUCAUCGGAGGCCACCCUCAGUUCACUCCCUGCAACCAGUGACUCUGACACCUACCUCUCCAUAAUACACUCCCUGGAGACCAAGCUCUACAUUACAGAAGAGAAGCUCAAAGAUGUGACAGUGAAACUGGAGAGCCAGCAGGGCCAGAGCCAGGAGGCCCUGCUCACGCUGCACCAUCAGUGGGCUGGCACCGAGGCACAGCUCCGCGAGCAGCUCCGUGCCAGCCUGCUCCAGGUUGGCGUGCUAGCCUCCCAGCUGGAGCAGGAAAAGCAGGCCAGGGUGAAGAUAGUUGAAAAUCAUGUAGGGGAGCUUGGCAAUUUCCAGGAAAAAAACACUCAGGCCCUGGCUUGCUUAGAAAAUUGCCGAGAACAGCUACGAUCUCUGCCAGGGUCUGGCCAGGAGGAAGCACAGGAGGCAGGUGCAGGGCCCCUGGCCAGCGUGGAGAGCGUGCUAGUAAGUGCCAUCCAGGCCCUGCGUCACUGGCCAGCCCCUGCAGACAGCGGGGUCCAAGCUCAGCUAGAGGAAGGGAGCUUCUUAGAGAAAGGGAAAGAGACUUUGCAGCAGCCACCUCACCUGCCUGAGGUGACGGAGCAGGAGCAGCUGAAGCUCCUUUCUGAUCAAAUAGCUCUGGAGGCCUCACUGAUCAACCAAAUAGCAGACUCUUUAAAAAACACGACGUUGGAUAUCUCGCACAUUCUCCACGAGAUUUCUCAGUCAGGAAAGUUGCCCCUGGAGUCUGGUAGUGCUGCAGUCUGUCUUGGAGCCCCAGCAGACACCUGGGCUAAGAAGGUGCUGGUGGAUGGUGAAUUCUGGAGCCAGGUUGAGUCGCUGAGUAAGCACCUGGGGACGGUGGGGGAAGAGGCGGCCGGUGCAUCAGGAGGUGGGCAGCAGAGCAUCCCACAGGCCCUGGUCCCCGCCCUGGCAGAUGCGACGUGGGUUAGGGCAGAGCUCAGCUUUGCUGUGCAGUCAGUGAGGGAGUCAUUCCACCGUAGGUUGCAGAACAUCCAGAAGACUCUCUGGGGGACCCAGGCAGCCCUACAGCAGCAUAAGCAUGUGCUGGGGGAAAUCCUGGGAGCCUACCAAACCCCUGACUUUGAAAGAGUGAUGCAGCAGGUCGCAGAGGCCCUCAAGCUUCCAGCAGGCAUUGCAGAUGGUGUACAGGCAUCCUGGGACUUGGGCCCAGUAGAAGAACUGAGUUAUCAAGACACAGCCAGCUUCCAGGAGAACUUCCCUGUGUCCGACCCCGACCAGAGCUCCAGGGCCCUUGUUGCUAUUCAGGAAGAACUUGCCUUACAGCUUAAAGAUAAGGCCAGCCUAUUAGGAGAGAUAUCUGCCUCUUUAACUUCUCUCCCCCCUGUGGAAUCAGUAAGAGAUUGUCAGAAGCUUCUUCAGGUGUCCCGGAGUCUCUCCUAUCACACUUACUUGGGAGGCCUUGGUCAGUAUUCUUCAUUAUUAGUUAAAGAUGCAAUUAUUCAGGCUCAGGUGUGUUAUGCAGCCUGUAAAAUCCGGCUGGAGUAUGAAAAGGAGCUUCAGUGCUACAAGGAGUCCUGGCAGAGUAGGGGGCCCUCCUGCCAGGAGCACGAGCAGGCAGUUGGAGCCCUGAGGGAGGAGUAUAAGGAGCUUCUCCGGAAGCAGAAGCACGAGUACCUGGAGGUGAUUGCCGUCAUUCAAAGGGAGAACGCAGCGCUCAAGGCCCAGGUCACCCGGCUGGACCAGCAGCAGAGGUACCUGGAGGAAGUGGAAAGCAAGCACAGCGAGAGCAUGUGUGCCCUGCGGGGUCAGUACGAGGCAGAGAUCAGGGGUGUGGUGGAACAGCUGAGCAGAGCAGAGGACACGCUGCAGGCUGAGCACAGCCGCGUUCUGAGCCAGCUGGGUGCCUCAGUCAGGGACAGGCAGGACUUGGAGAGGCACCAUGUGGAGCAGAUGCAGACCCUAGAGGACAAGUUCCAGCUCAAGGUCAAAGAGCUACAGACCAUCCAUGAGGAAGAGCUGAGGACCUUGCAGGAGCACUACUCCCAGAGCUUACAAUGCCUGCAGGAGACCCUCUGCCACUACCAGGGGCAGCCCCCGGAAGCCCUUCUGACCAACAGCCCCCACCAGCCCCCUUCCUCCAUCUGGCCGGCUGACCAGCCCAAGGAUGCUCUGCAGAUGGCCACUGGGGAGGCCGACUCCAUGACAGGGCUGAGAGAGCGCAUCCAGGAGCUGGAGGCUCAGAUGGACAUCAUGCGGGAGGAGCUGGAGCACAAAGACCUGGAGGGCAACACAGCCACGCUGAGAGAGAAGUACCAGAAAGACUUUGAGAACCUUAAGGCUACAUGCGAACGAGGAUUUGCAGCAAUGGAAGAAACUCACCAGAAGAAGAUUGAAGAUCUCCAGAGGCAGCACCAGCGGGAACUGGAGAAACUGCGAGAGGAAAAAGACCGCCUCCUGGCUGAGGAGACUGCAGCCACCAUCUCAGCUAUCGAAGCCAUGAAGAAUGCCCACCGAGAGGAGAUGGAGCGCGAGCUGGAAAAGAGCCAGCGGUCCCAGAUCAGUAGCAUCAACUCGGACAUCGAGGCCCUGCGGCGGCAGUAUCUGGAGGAGCUGCAGUCAGUGCAGCGGGAACUGGAGGUACUCUCGGAGCAGUACUCACAGAAGUGCCUGGAGAAUGCCCACCUGGCCCAGGCGCUGGAGGCCGAACGGCAGGCCCUACGGCAGUGCCAGCGUGAAAACCAGGAGCUCAAUGCCCAUAAUCAGGAGCUGAACAACCGCCUGGCUGCGGAGAUCACACGGUUACGGACACUGCUGACUGGGGAUGCUGGUGGGGAGGCUGCUGGCUCGCCUCUCACGCAGGGCAAGGAUGCCUAUGAAUUAGAGGUUUUAUUGCGAGUCAAGGAAUCGGAAAUACAGUACCUGAAACAGGAGAUCAGCUCUCUCAAGGAUGAGCUACAGACAGCAUUGCGGGACAAGAAGUACGCUAGUGACAAGUACAAAGAUAUCUACACGGAGCUCAGCAUCGUGAGGGCAAAGGCCGACUGUGAUAUCAGCAGGUUGAGAGAGCAGCUGAAAACAGCCACGGAAGCACUGGGAGAAAAAUCCCCCGAGAACACCCCCGUGGCAGGAUAUGAUAUCAUGAAAUCUAAAAGCAACCCCGACUUCUUGAAAAAGGACAGAUCCUCUAUCAGUCGGCAACUCAGAAACAUCAGGUCCAAGAGUCUGAAGGAAGGCCUGACGGUGCAAGAACGCUUGAAGCUCUUUGAAUCCAGGGACUUGAAGAAAGACUGACUGUGUCCCGUUCAGUUUGAACACACUCUUCCCAGCUUGUGGCUGCACAACCCAAAUGCUACUUUCCAUCUAUACCUUUAUUUUUAUUGUUGUUGUCAUUAUUCACUGUGGGUAUGGAUGCAUGAGAGACAGGUUCAUGGGUUCACACCAUUCCCCACUGUGUUGAUCUGACUUCCUGUUGUCUCUACCCGAGCUUUCCCAUUGCAUUCUAAAAUAAGCCAAGCAGUGGGGCUGACAGGGCUGUCUGCUACAGCUGGCUCUAUGUUGGAUUCCCUUCCCAGUCGUCCACCUCACUCACUCCCUGUCAGUAUUAAGGCAGCCGAUUGAUAAGCUAGCUCUGUCUCACCGAGGGCACUGUGUGGGACCGGCCGGUGGCUGCAGCUCUGCUGCACACUGGGUCCCUUGGGGAGAGAACCAGCCACUGGAGUGUGGUUUUGCCUGGAUCCCCCCACUGGCAGCUCACUAGCCUGCAGGAGGAGCUGGGGAACUGAUCAAAGGCGUGGUUUACAGCCUUCACUAAACGCCACCUUUUAGUUUGAGAGACUUGUAUUUGUUCCACUAACGCAGCUUCAAACCACACCCCAGAUCAUUGUGGUAAACUUUUCACAACCUUGAAAAUGUCGAAACAGCCUUUCCUGUUUUGUUUGUUUUUUUAUUAAAUCUGGCACAAAACCCCACCCUCUCAUUCCUUCCUACCUGAAGCACUUGGGAGAAGAGACUCGAGAACAUCUUAGGUGCAUUAAAGGACAUUCGGGUUUGGAGUGGGAUGUGGAUCUGUCCAUACCCUCUGACCUCAGUGGCAGCUCCUUUCUUGCACCAGUAACCCUGUCUUUCCAUAACUACUUGGCUUGUUGACUUGGCCUGGGAUUUCAGUGUGCUCCGGUUUUUGGGUUCCCUCAGGGAAUUGCUCAAGGGGGUAGGUGAUUCCUCUCUAACCUCAGAAGCUUCACUGCGCUUUAGGAAAGGUGAAGAGAAGACCCCUGUGUUAAGUCAAAAAGAAAGUGCAGAGGAUGUCAAAAUCAGACGAAAAUUGCCCAUUGUUUUCUGUUCUUAACUAACCUGAGAUCUGAAGAGUUCCCCUUUAGCAUUUAGAGAAUCUAAAGUAACACUAUACUGAUAAUUCUGCUUUUUAACAGGUGAGUAAGAGCUUUGGAGUUUCUGUUAUGGCCGCAUGAAAACUAUUAAUCCUGAGAGGAGAAGUCUAAACACACCAGGUUGGCACCAGCUCUGCUGCCUCAGAGCAAGGUGGAGGCACUCGAGUGGGGCGUUGGGGACUCACUCUGAUCACGCUGCCUCUAUCGGUCUGUUGAUUUGACUGCCAAUAGCAUGCUUUUGCUUUGUGUUAAUGCUUGAGUUAGUCUGAUGGUCUCUGGUUAUACAGAUACUUUGGGGGUAAAAAUGUAGAGAUCAUCUUGCUCAGUUUCUAGAUUAAGUCAGUUAGCAAGGUUAUCUGAAGAGUCCUGGGAAGGCCAGAUGGAGGCCCUCGCAUGCUGGCUGCUAGCUGGAGUGAGCCCCCUUCCGCUGGUGCGAUCCUGUCCUGCUCACGCAUUCCUUCUAAGAGGCUUAGCCACACCCGUCUAUCCUUGCUACUAUUCUUCCAUGUUUUUAAAAGCAAGAGAAUGUCAGCUCUGCUUUCUUAAUUCUGCUUAUCAGACGCCCCUGACACGUAGAUUGACAGCGUUUUUAUAAAGGACUGUGACUUUUUGUGUCACGCUCAGGAUGGGAAUUACAGAAGGAAUAUUUGGGACCCACGUGUCCUCUAGGGCAGAGUGAUGCGGUACAGCCUGGCCUCUGCAGCUGUCUGGGCACCAUGGCUUCUGUCAUUCCUUCAGAAUGUGUCGCACCCAGCACGGCUCCCUUUGUGGCUGCCACUGCUCAGCCUCCCAGAGGUUUCUGGCCAGGUCAUGCAUGGAGUCAAGCUGAAGACUGUGCUGCAAGGGUUUGAAACCUGCAGGGGUUUUGAAUAGGUGAAAAGAGCAUUCAUUGUAUUCACUUGUCCCUUGAGGUUAGAUCUCAGGAGUCCUGGUGAACAAAUGUGUUGAGUGCAGCAUUUGGGGGUCCAGGGCAGAGAUGGGGCAGACCUCUUAUCACUGCAACCUCUGUAAAGGAUCUUCCUGCUCACCCCACAAGCAACAGGACUCCCUCUCCUGGGGCUCGUUUGGUCUGGGGUCACCAGGAAAUGGACUGUGAAUGCUAAGCUGGCCAAGAAAUGGGGCACUCUGGCCCCUCUAACAAAAGGCUGGUCCUGCUGCAGCCUCCCUCCCACAGUGUGCCGAGCCUGCGUCUGCCCUGCUGAGUCAUUCCACACUGACAGCUGCCAGGCUCUAAGCCAGGCCUGAGCUUCCUCCUGCUCAGUCCUGUUCUCCAGCUAGAGUGAGCAAGCAGCACAGGACAAAGCGGGUCUCACGGCCUGCCUGUCCCGCUGCAGUGUGUCCUCCAGGCGCCUGCGAGCACCAAAACCCCAAAACCCUAGCCACCGAGGAAAGAGGAACACUGGAGGCUGAGUCGCUUCUGUGUGUUACACAAAGGCCCUCAGGGCUGAGCCGCCACAGAGGCUGUGGAGGGGUAACAGGGUUGUGAGCCGGUGCUCCGUGCUUACUGCCCCAGCACAAACCAAGCAGUGGUGGGAGCCAGCCUCCGCCUUCCAGGAAGGGAAGUGUUACCAGGGACCCGCUCUUCACAGUUGUAAUUACUCUCCUGUACAUGUUCACUACUCACUUGUACUCUGCUAGCAUGUGUGAAUCAGCUGUGGCCAGUGUACUAAUGGGAAAACUGGACAGUGACUGUGUGACAGUUUGUGGACGUUGGCAUUGAUCACGGUGAGCUGCGCGUGCACAUGCGGCCAGUGGUGCUCCAGGUCCACUAGCAUGCCAGCCCCCGAGCAGACGGGGAAGCUGACCCAGGUGACUGGCUCUCUGCAGCCUCUGGCAGAGGUGUGGCCGUGGAUGGGACGAAGGCGGUAGACAGGGCACUUCGCCACUGGAAAUGGAAGCUUGUGCAAGAAGGCGUCAAAAUGAGUCUGAAUUUGUGGGAGGAAGUGAUGGCCGUCCUGGAGUGAAUGGUGGAGGCCAUGAUGGGAACGCUGGGCUUGUCAGGAGCUAAGAUCAGAGGCCCCUCCCCAGGAGUCCAGCAAGUGGAAAGGCAGAGCGCGGGCCAGGCCCCACGCGCCGGCUGGUUAAGUGGAAGCUGCCUUGCCCUGGUGUCCAGAUCCAGCCACGUGUUCCCUGACUGAGCAACUGGGCCCUGGGGUCCUGGCACAGGCCACACACAGGAAGAGAGGGAACUGCAGCUUUUAAACAGUUGUGGCUCGGGAGUCGGCCUGAAAGGAAUUCUGACAGAUAAAGCCAGGAAACAGAAUGGGCCUAAACAUGUUCUAUAGAGAUGCCUUUAUAAUGCCAUUUGUUUCACCACAGAGUAGAUGGAACGCUAACUGCUUUUUAUCACUGCUGCCUGAGGAUCCCUCUAGCAAGUCUGUUUUUAAACUCAUCCUACAGGUGAAGCAGCCCAGUGCCAGCCCCACCCUUGCAGGGCCUGGAGGCUGGGUGCCAGCUCUGCCACCUCUCCAGCUGUAAAACGACAAGGGUUGCUGCUGUCCCUGCCAGCGUUAGCCAAUAAGACUAGGGGGAGGCAGAUGUGUCCUCGACAGGGAGGAGCUGGCAGGCAGUGGGCUCUCAGGAAAGGUUUCUUCUCCCCCACACUUGAAACACCCCCCAGUUCCUGAGGCCCAGGGCUGGAUGAGCAGUUCACAGCAGGGCCUGUGGCCUGACGUCAGGGUGAGGGAUGGGGGAGGCUUCACUCCCUGCCCGCUGGUGCGUGCACAAGGUCUUCAUGGCCAACCACACUGCACUCCUCCCCGGCUCGUUCAUCGGCUUGUCCGGGGCUAAGACAGUUCUCCGGGGAUUCAGAGCUGCUGUUGGGUAGAGAGGGGUGCAGCCGCCAGCAUUUCUUGUUCCCGAAAAUAGAAGUUUACCCCUCGUUGCCCUAAGGAGGCUUGGAAUUUAACAUUCUCCUGUAAAGACACAAUUUCAAAAACAGUUCAGACACCCCGUCACCAAAAAAGGAGGGGAUUUAUGUAUUUUCAAAGUUCUACAAAGGAGAGGGAAGUAUACAGUAUUAUACUUCAGAGGAAUUAAAUUCUAAAGGAGAAAGAUUGGCACAUUAAUUGGAAGCUUCGCUUCUGAGAGAAGGUGUGUCAUCUGGAGUGUCUCCCACCCUGAACCCUGGCAGCUCAGCCCCUGCAGUGCUUAUGAUAAGCAGGAAUUUGCUUUAUAAAUAAACCACCUGCUUGCCCAGCAUUUCCUCCGCUCUGUUAGGGCGAGCGAGCAUCCCCAGUGCCCUGGUGCAGUGGCUGGCACUGGGCCUCCCUGGAAGACGGGAAGAGAGCUGCUAAGAACUUAGUCACUAGAGCUCUUCAAGGCCCUUGCACCCGUUCUUCCGCCUCGCCAUGGGCCUCUGCCCUCUGUCACCCGCAGAAAGAGUGGCUACCAGGCUGGUCUGCUGGGGCGUCUCAGUCCGUGCACAUGAGGCCCGCCAUCGGUUUCCUCCAGCGUCAUGCUCUGUUAACUAGCGUGCAAGCUCCUCUCCCUUGGCUUUUCCAUGGCACCAAAUCCCUAAAAGGUCUGAGCUCAGUCAGGUGUUAUCAGAAUUCUGAUUGUAGGAAAGGUCUUUUUAUUCCCCUGAGAUCAGGCCUAAAGAUCAGGUCCUUCACUUUUCUCAGCAUCGAGUAGCAGGACACGGGGGCUUCUCCGCAGCAGGCCAAGUGUACGCGUGCUCGCUGCUCUGGGGAGGCGUGAGUGGUGUACAGUGGGCAGUGCUGGGUGGUCUUACAUGUGCAGACGCUUGAGGCAGCGUCACACCUCCCACACUAAGUUGAAACUUAAAUACGGACCGGCCUGAAGGGGGUCUGAGAAGGGUUCCUUAUAGGAAACUUGCCAUAAGCCCACCGUGGGAAUACACACUCAGUUUCUCUCGAGUUCUGUCUGCUGGAAAAGACCCAGCCUCUUUUCCCUUUUGAGAACAAUCUGUUUCAAGUAUUCUUGCUUCUCUAUAAAGGGCAGAGGCCUACCUUCUCUGAAAUCUUUCAACACAAGACUCACAAAGUAGGAGGAAUAGCUCAGCACUAGAUCACCUGCGUGUGGAACAAGUGACUAGCUGCUUAAACCCACCUUGAGCCCCUUUCCUCUAGGUUCACACAGGACGGUGGCGACAGGCUGCAGCACACUCAGUGUGGCUCCCAGUUUCCCUGGAUUUAAAAGCAUUUGUCUUUAUCUUCACAGCAACCUGUAUGUAAUUCAGAGCAAGCAGUGUAAAUAUUACUUGUUACUGUAGGGACUUUUGUGACAGUGUGAUGUUCUUUAAUUACGUACAGACACCCUUUUUAAGAUGGGGAGAACAGCUUUCGUGUAGCGUCGAGCCCACCCGACAGUAAAAGGAAAAGCUCUGAGACAGUUUUGACAUCAGGGCCGACACACUGGGUAGGGUACGUGCAGAGUCCAGUGAGUGUCCAGGUUUCCCCAGCUCCUGGGUUGUGUUGUGCAAUAGCACAAAGGCUGCAGACUCGUGCUGUUACUUUAUAAUAUACAUCUAUGUCAAAUAGGAGGAAACGCUUAGUCACAAAAUACUUAAGAAUUGGAUGGUCCGAUACAGGAGGACAUUGAAGUCUCAGGUUGCAGCGUUGUUGGGGGGCCUCCAAGGUGGAGUUUGCGCACCGUGAAGGAAAUGACAGGCGCGGCCAGCCCCCCUGCUGUCCUCACGUUCCCACAUCCUUUGCUCUUUUCCCCCUUUACAACUAGUUAUAUCACAUAUUUCUGUUUUAUUUUAUAGAAAGCUAGGAGUAGAUUAAGAAGAACACUAAAUUAUUGUGUUAUGUUUAUAUCACAAAACUUCAAUUAAAAUGGAUUUUAGGAUUUACAUUUAGUACUUACAACAUAUCUACUGACUUAUUGUUAGGAUUCAAAACCAGUUGAGUGAUAAGAAUCAAUUCAUACAGUUUUUCUAAGUAAUAUUUAUAAAAUGUAAGGUUUCUAAGUGGUUUCUCAACAGUUAUAAUUAGUAAUUUUUCUAUCAGGGUGACUGUCUCAAUUCAGCUACUAAAGACAAAAACAUACUCUGCCAAGCAUGUUAUACUGGGUGAGCUGAUACACAUGAUUGUUCUGCUGUGAGGAGUUAGGAAAUAAAUCACAGCAGUCACAUCUGCCACCGCUAAUUAUUUUAAGUUAGGUGAUACAUGUUAAAGAACAAACUUGUAUAACUUAACUGGUGUUUAAUUUCUGAACUGAUGUACUAAAUGAUAAUGUUCACCAGACAGAAAGUCUCAUGCAGAAGAAAGCAGAGGCCUGAGGGGCCUAGGUGACUACUUAGCACACAGCAGGCUCCCCGAGAGGCCUCCAGGUGGAGGCAGCUCCAGAGCAGAGGCCCCAGAAUGGGCGGAAGAGAAGAGCCUGGUCAGUGAUGCCACUCUCUGUUUUGACAAUUCAAGAAUUUUAUGGUUUAGUUUGAGGCUUUUUUUUAAGUUUCUGAUCAACUGUUCACUAAAACUGAAGUAUUACUUUGUCAAAAUAUUUAUUCCUUUGUGUGACAUGCUAGAUUCCUAUGGAUAUAGCUGAUCAUUUCUAUUUUGUAAAUACUACCUAACUUUACAUAAACUAUAUCAUAAUAAACUAUUUUUGCAUCACC
Miniopterus natalensis is the source of this 13069-nucleotide messenger RNA. Lineage: Eukaryota; Metazoa; Chordata; Mammalia; Chiroptera; Miniopteridae. The record is from RefSeq and is a predicted model, not a curated record.